Molecule: messenger RNA, 1602 nt
Organism: Spodoptera exigua (beet armyworm)
Lineage: Eukaryota; Metazoa; Arthropoda; Insecta; Lepidoptera; Noctuidae
Source: the annotation of a GenBank genome assembly
AUGCCGCUUCUACACCAGGACACAAGCCGGGGCGGUGGCGGCUCUGAGGAGCACCGUACCCUGGCUGACUUCCUGGGUCUCGACCCCACGUCACUUUCUGAGCCCGCAUCAACGCCAGUCGUCCAUCGCAAUAGUGAGUGUGGAGGUGACAAUGGUUGGCGUUGGGAGGAGGAGCCUAGCAGCCCGGAGGCUGCGCAGACGCCGCGAGCGCUCGUACCGCCCGCCUGCUUCCCUCCAAGACAUCCCACUGCAUUUACUAGUUACAGUGAAAGCGCGCAGCCUGGCAGUCUUUGGUCCGAGGAGUGCGCCUCCGAAAAAGGCAUUACUGAUCUAGUUGCCUCCUUAUGGUACUGUAAGUGCAUGUUUCAGAAGGCCCUGGCGAUGCCCUCCGCGUCGGUGUCGCUGCCGCCGGCGCAGUUCGGCUGUGAUCGACUGGACCGUUUGGACAGAUUGGAAGGCAUCGACAGAGACGAAACUUGGAACGAGCAAAACUCGAGGGAACACCGCGCUUCCAUGCUGCCGAGGCGAGCUUCCUUUUGUGGAGUGGUGUGGUCCCGCAAUGGGAGCGAGGUGUUGCGUUGGGGGGGCAAGCUACCCCCGCGCUGUGUCGACCCCAGCGGAGGGUUCAGCUCCAAGGUGUUCCUAGGGGGUCUCCCAUGGGAUAUUAAUGAAGCCUCGCUCAUGCAAACGUUGAAGCACUUUCAACCAAUACGUGUGGAAUGGCCAGGUCGCGAUGGACCCCCAGCCCCGGGUGGGUCAGGCAAUGCCCCGGGCAACGGUUGCCCGCGCGGGUUUGCGUACGUUAUAUUCGAGAGCGAGCGCCGCGUGAGGGCGCUGUUGGCCGCUAGCCGUCGGGAUGGGAAUGACUGGUACUACCGCAUCGGAUCUCGCAAGACUCGUAGCAAGGAGGUGCAAGUGAUCCCGUGGGCGCUGUCGGACUCGAACUGGGUGUCCGGGGGCUCGGUCCGGCUGGAGCCGGCGCGGACGGUGUUCGUGGGCGCGCUGCAUGGGAUGCUGUCCGCCUCCGCGCUCGCUACCAUCAUGAACGAUCUCUUCUCCGGAGUUGUUUACGCAGGAAUAGACACAGACAAGUACAAGUACCCGAUCGGCUCGGGUCGUGUUACCUUCAACAACGUGCGCUCCUACGUUCGCGCGAUCUCCGCCGCGUAUGUGCAAAUACACACCGACAAGUUCACCAAGAAGGUACAAGUAAACCCAUACUUGGAGGAUUCCAUGUGUUCUGUGUGCAAUCUGCAGCAGGGGCCCUACUUCUGUCGCGAGCCAACUUGCUUCGGUUACUUCUGCCGAUCUUGUUGGUCAUGGCAGCACUCCACGGACGACCAUAAGCCGUUGAUGCGUAACUCCAAGAGUGCCAGCCCUCGCGCCGUCCCGCCCUCGCAGGACAAUAGCAACGAUCAUCACAACUACAAUGGCAUCUUUGGCCAUGCUAACGAAAGCACACCGUCUCCCGCGACGAGCGGUACGAGCGGCACGAGCGGUACGAGCGAGGAGCCGGGCAGCGGCGGCAGUGGGCUGAGCGAGGAGGCCGAGGGCGGCGGGGACGACGCGCCCGGGGGCGCAGUCUCCACGUGGCUCAACUAG